AUGCCACCCUUUACAGUCUCGAUGGACCAGAUCCAAGGGAUUAAGUUGGUCACGAAUCAUACGGAUAAGGAAUAUUUCAACCAGGCAAACGUCGCGCGUUUGCUUUACUGGCUUUGUAGUGAAACUAUUCUACCGUUACUACCACCAGAUAAUAGUCCUCCAUCUUGGCUUGACCCAGAGGUUGCCUCCUUAUUCAACAAGAAGCUUGGCGAGGAUUUUGCAAAAUACCUGUUUGAACUCUAUCAAAAAUGGGCUUGGGAGUGGGGUCAUCCGCCUUUGAGGAAUGGCACCGUUUAUCAAAUUAUCAAGCUAGUGUUGGCGAUGGAUCGCGGUUUUACUGCAUCAACCGAUCCGUAUUUGAUGAUCGCAUUUACGGCAGUCCAGAAAGCGACGGGCGUCCUAACCGCUUGGAAGAAGCUUGGUCUAUUACGAGCAGAAGUGAUCGAUGGUUUAAUCGACGGUCUGAAAGAGGGGUUGCUCUAUCUGGAAACGGACUAUCGUCUGAACGUCAAAAAGGAGUCAAACGUGGCUGAUAUGUGUUCACGAUAUGCCCUGUCCGAUCCAAAUAUAACCAAUUUCUUUUGCGAUUGUGGCAGCGAAGAAUCUGAAUUAAGUUUCGUUGCGCACCAACACAGCCUUACAGACCCCAGCCAAUUCUCUACAAUCGUGGAAGAAUAUGGAAAUAGAGAGAUGCUCAAAGAUCAGCUGCAACUCCUAAGACAAGCCCCAAUAGCCAUGCUCGAAUACCGCGCCCAACAACCACUUCCACAGAAGGUCAAAAACGGAUCAUUUGGCAUGUGGCGGUGGCACGUGUUGAGAGUCGGGAUGGACAAGUAUUAUGGCAUCGCACCAUCCAUCUCACAAAACGAAAAAUUGAGCUUUACGGAUUCUUUACGCGAGCAAGGGGUGAUUGAUAGGGUAAUUCUGGAAGUGAGGCAACUUUUCGCCGAAUAUAUUGAUGGAAACCAUGCGAUCGACAGUGCCGAAGAUGCAUUUGCUGCACUGACCCACCGAAAGACCAUCGGCAUGAGUGUCUACCUCGCUGAAUUAUACCAAGAUCAGGAAUGCGUUGCGAAUAUCCCAGGAAUAGCGGACUAUAAUGAAUUUACGUUCGGGCAUUUGCAUGGAUGUGUGAAAAUGUGGAAGUAUUAUGAUAUCGGAAGCGGGGAAUUGUAUGAGAAGCCAUGCACCAUCCGAGGUCGUAUUGCUUUGGAAAAAUCGGGUGGUAUGACAGGAGCUGACGUUGAUAUCUUGCGAGAUCAACAAAAUUUCAAGGUGGGCACCGAGAGCCGCUACUGGGAAUAUUUCUUUUGCCCGAACAUCCACCACUGUACACCAGAACGAAGUGUCCCAUCCUCAAACCUUCGCGAUAUUGAAGUAGCCAGCAACAGAUCCAUCGACUGCCCAACCAACGUC
This is a messenger RNA of Mesorhabditis spiculigera, 1416 nucleotides long. The record is from the annotation of a GenBank genome assembly. NCBI's taxonomy places the organism in Eukaryota, Metazoa, Nematoda, Chromadorea, Rhabditida, Rhabditidae.